Molecule: messenger RNA, 3789 nt
Organism: Rotaria sp. Silwood1
Lineage: Eukaryota; Metazoa; Rotifera; Eurotatoria; Philodinida; Philodinidae
Source: the annotation of a GenBank genome assembly
AUGCGUGAUAUGAAAGUAUUACAUACAAUUCGUGAUAUACCAUCAAAUCGUGAUGGUCUUUGUGCAUUAUCAUCUAAUGAUGAAAAUCCUUAUUUAGCUUAUCCAGGAAGUACAAUAACGGGUGAAGUACAAAUAUUUGAUACAAAUAAUUUGAAACCCGGUAUUAUAAUAAGUGCUCAUGAAAGUACACUUGCUGCAAUGGCAUUUGAUAUGACUGGCACUAGAAUAGCAACAGCAUCGAAUAAAGGAACAGUGAUUCGUAUUCAUAGUGCAAUUGACGGUCCGCGUUUAUUUGAAUUUCGUCGUGGAGUUCGACGAGCUGCCAUUAUUUAUUCAUUGUCAUUCAGUCCUGAUUCAAUGUUUUUAGCAGCUUCAAGUAAUACAGAAACAAUACAUAUAUUUCGAUUAAUUCAACAAAAAGAAAAACCUCCAGAAAAAACAAAUUCAUGGAUAGAAUUAUUUAUUUAUCAAUUAGGUGAUGUUUCAUAUCAUUUAUCUCGAAAAGUAGCAGAAUCUUCUGUUUUUAGCUUUGAUAAAACAUUGAAAUUAUUUGUUGCUGGCUGUGGUGGUGUUGUUUAUAUUGGUGAAAUUUUAAGAGUUCAAUCAUCCGAAGGCACAAAAAGAAUUGACUGGACUGCACAAGAUACAUAUAAAAAAUUAUAUGAAAAAGUUGCUAAUAUAUUUUCAUUACCAUCAUCAGAUCAUUUUAUUUUAUAUAGAGAAAAAAAUAAAAAAUCACCGAUACCUCAUUCAUCAAUAAAAACAAGUUUUCGGCAUGGUGACAUAAUUUAUCUUGUUUCAGAACAAGAUAAUUUAUUUUCAAAAGAAAAGAAUUCUUCAUUAACUAUCAAAUCUGAUAAACCAAUAGUCAAAUCAUCUUCACAACCAAAUUUUCUUUCAAAAUCAAUUGAUAAUAAAGAAGAUGAUGUUGAUCUACAAUUAGAUAAAAUCGAUGGAAGAAUACCUCGACAACAAGAUCCACGAUUAUGUCAUCAUAAUCGACAUGGAAAAUGUUUGAAUUGCAUACCAAUUGAGCCAUAUGAUGAAGAAUAUUUAAAAAACCAUAAUCCACCUAUUAAACAUAUGUCUUUUCAAGCUUACAUUAGAAAAUUACAAAACGAAAUAUCUAGUGAUAGAAAUACAUUAUCUGGUUUGGAAAAUAUUAGUUGCUCUAUUAAAGAUCAAUGUUCAACAGGUCAUGCUCCAUGGCCAAAAGGGGUUUGCACAAAAUGUCAACCAAAUCCAAUGACUCUUAUGCGUCAGCCAUAUCGUCAUGUAGAUAAUAUAAUGUUUGAAAAUGGAAAUAUGGUAAAUCGUUUUCUUGAUUAUUGGCGUUCAGAAGGUCAUCAACGUAUUGGUUUUCUCUAUGGUCGAUAUGAAGUUUAUGAUGGUGUUCCACUUGGUGUUCGAGCUGUUAUUACUGCUAUAUACGAACCACCACAAGAAACAUCAAAAGAUAGUGUUGAAUUAAUUGUUCCUGAUCCACAUGAAGAUAUUGUUGAUGAAUUAGCAUAUUGUCUUGGUAUUCGUCGUAUUGGAUGGAUAUUUACUGAUCUCAUACCAGACGACAAAAGAUCAGGUGCUGGACCAGUUAUUCAUCAUCGAGGAAAUAUGAAUACAUUUUUUUUAACUGCACAAGAAUGUAUAAUGGCUGGUUGGUUUCAAAAUAAAUAUUUAAAUAAAUGUAAAUAUUCACCAGAUGGAUAUUUUGGUUCUAAAUUUAUUACUGUUGUUGUUACCGGUGAUGCAUCGGGACAAAUUCAAUUUGAAGGAUAUCAAGUAUCAAAUCAAUGUAUGGCUUUAGUUAAAUCAGAAAUUUUAUUUCCGACUUUUGAUGCACCUGAAUUAGGUUAUAUUAAAGAAACAAGUUCAGAACAAUAUGUUCCGGAUGUUUAUUAUAAAGAAAAAGAUUGUUAUAAUAAUGAAAUAAUGAAAAUAGCUCGUCCAUUACCUUUAGAAUAUUUAAUUAUUGAUAUUCCAACAGGUUUUCCAACAGCUAAUACUGAAAUACAAUCAACGUUUAAUGAUAAUUGUUCCAUCAUAAUAACACCAUUUUGUAUUGAAAAUCGAACAAAAACAAGUGAAAUACAAGAUAUGGAUACAUUAGCAUUAUAUUUACAACAAUUCGCAGAGAUUGACAUUACAAAAUCAAAUUCAAAACCAUAUAAAGCAACGGAUCUUUUAGCUGAUCUUCAUUUAUUAUUGUAUCUUGUAGUCAAUGAUAUUUUUCAGUUUUCUAUGGAUCAACUUAAUCCAUUACUUUAUUCAUUACGUACUAAUGACUUGAGUGGAGUUGAAACAUGGAUGAAAGGUGAUCAUUGGCAAACAUUGCUUCAACUUAUUCAAAUAGAACUUCCAAGUUUAUCAUCAUCAGAUAAUCAAUUAACUCACACGGAUUCCGAAGAACAAUCAUCAACAUGCCGAUCUAGUAUUGGUAGUGCUAAUAGCGGUGAUGGCUCUUCAGACAGUACUGUUCCCGCACAAUAUAAAGUACUUACAUUAACAUUCAAUCAAGAUUGCACAUCGUUAGCCAUGGGUACACCAAACACCUAUUCUUUAUUUACUAUUGGCCAAGAAAAUAAAAUUGAUGAAAUUCAUGAUUCUGAAAUUCAACCUCUUAUAAAUGUCCCAUAUCUUCCUUAUGAUUCAGUUUACAUUAUUGAACGAUUAUUUUCAAGUUCAUUAAUCGCACUUGUUAGUAAUCAAGCACCACGUAAAUUAAAAGUAUGUCAUUUCAGAAGAGGCACAGAAAUAUUAUCUUAUUCAUUUGCAAAUACAAUUCUCGCUGUUAAACUUAAUCGUGCGAGACUUAUUGUUUGUUUGGAAGAAAGUAUUUACAUUCAUAAUAUGCGUGAUAUGAAAGUUUUACAUACAAUUCGUGAUAUACCAUCAAAUCGUGAUGGUCUUUGUGCAUUAUCAUCUAAUGAUGAAAAUCCUUAUUUAGCUUAUCCAGGAAGUACAAUAACGGGUGAAGUACAAAUGUUUGAUACAAAUAAUUUGAAACCCGGUAUUAUAAUAAGUGCUCAUGAAAGUACACUUGCUGCAAUGGCAUUUGAUAUGACUGGUACUAGAAUAGCAACAGCAUCGAAUAAAGGAACAGUGAUUCGUAUUCAUAGUGCAAUUGAUGGUUCGCGUUUAUUUGAAUUUCGUCGUGGAGUUCGACGAGUUGCCACUAUUUAUUCAUUAUCAUUCAGUCCUGAUUCAAUGUUUUUAGCAGCUUCAAGUAAUACAGAAACAAUACAUAUAUUUCGAUUAAUUUAUCAAAAAGAAAAAUCUUCAGAAGAAACAAGUUCCUGGGCAGGAACAUUUAGUCGUCUAUUAGGUGAUGUUGCGUAUUAUUUACCUAAACAGACAUCAGAAGUAUUUACACAAGAUCGUGCAUUUGCAACUGUACACUUACAAUCAGCAGGAAUGAAAACAGCGAUUGCUAUGAAUAUCUUCGAUAAAACAUUGAAAUUAUUUGUUGCUGGCUAUGAUGGUGUUGUUUAUAUUUAUGAAGUAAAUACAAAUGAAGGUGGAGAAUGUAAACAAAUCAGUCAAUAUCUUUUAUUUAACUUCUCACAAAAUUCAAAUAAUCAGCAAACAGUAAUAGCAAAUGACCGACGAAACUCACUUGAUGAAUCCAGACAGAUUUAUUCAUCAAAUGUAUCAAGAAAUGAAAGUAAUACAGUUUCACUUUCAUCUAAACUUACAAAUGAGAAAAAAUCUGAUGAUCAAUUAUAUAAUACUGCACUACAAGAACAAAAUUUUCCUGGAUUACCAUCACCACCCACAGGUGAUGAUGAAUAA